Plasmodium gonderi is the source of this 558-nucleotide messenger RNA. RefSeq lists its product as hypothetical. Gene Ontology annotation, molecular function: protein binding. The transcript has 6 exons. The coding region runs from base 1 to 558 and encodes 185 amino acids. NCBI's taxonomy places the organism in Eukaryota, Apicomplexa, Aconoidasida, Haemosporida, Plasmodiidae. The record is from RefSeq and is a predicted model, not a curated record.
AUGAUAACUGUAUCAGUAACCAAUGACAGGGUGCGCGAUAAGUUGUCUGACUUGGGCUUAUGCGUUUUCAUAGGAAACUUAAAGAGAGCGAAGAAAUUGCUAAAGAAAAGUGACAUUAAUAGCAAAUUUAUGAACAACAAUAAUUUGCUUCACAUAUGCUCACACAAUGAAAACGCGAACAUGUUUUAUUUUCUGCUAAGCAAUGGAUGCGACUAUAAGCAUAUAAAUGAUAAUGGGGAUACCUGCUUGCAUAUGAUUGCGCUAAAUAACAAUAUCUACUGCUUCGACAUCCUCUGUAGAAAUAAUAUUAAAGACAUCAUUGACUUAAAGAAUAAGGAGGGGGAUACUGCUUUACACAUAGUCAUAAAAAAUGGAUUUUACGAAUUUUUUACCCUACUGAUAAAAUAUGGGGCAAAUACAAAUAUAAAAGACAACUAUGAUAUGGACGCCUAUGAAUUAUUAGACCUUUACAGGAAGAAGGAAAAAUUGUACGAUUACAAUUCGAACACAUAUAGAAAUAUGCUUAAUUUUUUAAUAAGCACGAAAAAGGAACGUUAA